This is a messenger RNA of Laetiporus sulphureus 93-53, 1150 nucleotides long. RefSeq lists its product as uncharacterized. The record is from RefSeq and is a predicted model, not a curated record. Lineage: Eukaryota; Fungi; Basidiomycota; Agaricomycetes; Polyporales; Laetiporaceae. The coding region runs from base 14 to 1150 and encodes 378 amino acids. The transcript has 2 exons.
UCGGUCUCGCGUCAUGGAGAAGCCGAACGUCGCGUCUGUACGCAAGGAUACCGUGCAAUCGGAAGAUGCACGAGAGAACCAAGUUCGGGGGUCAUCUCUCGACACAUCUACUUCAUGGGCACGGUGCGCUGAAGAGCUCUGGAAGCACGAGAAAGACAUCAUACAAGAUCUGAAGGAAGGGAUAGAUACUCUUCUUCUCUUCGCGGGUCUGUUUUCAGCAGUUGUCACCGCGUUCAAUGUCGAGUUCUACAAGACGCUACAGCCCCAGCCGACAGAUUCCACCGCUCAGAUCCUUAUGCACAUAUCAGCACAGCUGAGCAGCUUUGCUGUCAAUUCGGGCUCCAUCAAUUCUACGGUACCCGGAUACCCGGCGAGAUACCUGGAAUCCGUUUCCCAUCUCGACAUCGCCACGAAUACACUCUGGUUCUCGGCGCUAGUCAUAAGCCUUGCGGCCGCAUCCAUUGGGAUCACGAUAAAACAGUGGCUUAACAACCAUGUAGCCGGUGUGCCAUCGAAUCCACGCCAGAGCGCGACUGCUUGGUAUCUUCGCCACACUGGCUUUGAUCAAUGGCACGUCGAGGACAUAGUGAACUUGAUGCCCAUUCUGCUGCAGCUUUCCUUGAUGCUCUUUCUCGUCGGUCUGGUACUGCAAUUCUGGAAGACCAGCGCCGUGGUGGCUGGAAUGGUUCUUGGGCAAAUGGUCUUACUGAUGGCUUUCGCUUUCGGAACGGCCAUCACUCCAUCCCUUAACCCUCACUCUCCCUACAAAUCCCCGAUGUCCCGUGCCCUUUAUAGGCUAUUCCGUGUCUGGAGGUGGAAUUAUGGCACGAGCGCGCGAAAGUUGAAACGAGCGUGUGCUAAGUGGCGCGCUCAUUGGUUUUCCACCGUGCCAUCACUUGUUAGACAGUACACAGCCGACUUCAGUGCAAUUGAGAAUCUCCCUUCGUGGGAGGACAGAGAAGACUUCGAGUUGACUUGCUUGACCCCAAAUAUAGAACCCGUUGUGGUCCUGGACGCCGCAUUCAAAACGUUGAAGGGUGACUUUCUAGAUAGGGUGCUCCAGCCGUUUCUGCGGCUUGCUCCACUGGAGAUUGCACUUCCUAUCUUUGAGCAUUACUGUAGCAAAGAGGUGGGCAGCUCAAAAUCAUAA